Grammomys surdaster is the source of this 6543-nucleotide messenger RNA. It is a transcript of the gene Stx6, whose product is annotated as syntaxin 6. Gene Ontology annotation, biological process: intracellular protein transport; Golgi vesicle transport. Gene Ontology annotation, cellular component: membrane. The transcript has 8 exons. Bases 191 to 958 code for a protein of 255 amino acids. Gene Ontology annotation, molecular function: SNAP receptor activity. The record is from RefSeq and is a predicted model, not a curated record. Lineage: Eukaryota; Metazoa; Chordata; Mammalia; Rodentia; Muridae.
GGAGGUGCCGGGGGAGGAGGCUGCCUUGGGGGCCGGCUUGGAGUGGGAUUCGACCCGCGGCGCUGACCGAGUGCUGGACCGACGGCUGUCGGGCACCCGGGUCUGCGCGCACUGCUGCUCCGGGUCGCCCCGGCCGAGGCGCUGGCCACGGUAGACCUCAGGGAGGGCUCGGGCUGCCGGGCCGGGCGCCAUGUCCAUGGAGGACCCCUUCUUUGUAGUGAAAGGAGAGGUACAGAAAGCAGUCAAUACUGCCCAAGGAUUGUUUCAGAGAUGGACAGAGCUCCUUCAAGGCCCCUCUGCAGCAACGAGGGAAGAAAUUGACUGGACUACCAACGAGCUGAGGAACAACCUCCGCAGCAUAGAGUGGGAUCUGGAGGACCUCGAUGAAACCAUCAGCAUAGUUGAAGCAAAUCCUAGAAAAUUCAACCUGGAUGCAACUGAAUUGAGCAUAAGAAAAGCCUUCAUCACGAGUACUCGGCAAAUUGUCAGGGACAUGAAGGAUCAGAUGUCAGCUUCAUCUGUGCAGGCACUGGCUGAAAGGAAAAACAGACAGGCACUCCUAGGAGAUAGCAGCAGCCAGAAUUGGAAUACUGGAGUGACAGAUCGAUACGGGCGCCUUGAUCGGGAGCUGCAGCUAGCCAACUCCCACUUCAUUGAAGAGCAGCAGGCACAGCAACAGUUGAUUUUGGAACAGCAGGAUGAGCAGUUGGAGCUGGUCUCUGGCAGCAUCGGGGUGCUGAAGAACAUGUCCCAGCGCAUCGGAGGGGAGCUGGAGGAACAGGCAGUCAUGCUGGAUGAUUUCUCUCAUGAGUUGGAGAGCACUCAGUCUCGACUGGACAACGUGAUGAAGAAACUUGCAAAAGUGUCUCACAUGACCAGUGAUCGGCGCCAGUGGUGUGCCAUAGCCAUCCUCUUCGCAGUCCUGGUGGUCGUGCUGAUCCUCUUCCUAGUGCUGUGACGGUGGCCUGCCUGCCUCAGGCGCUUCUGCACGAGGACCCAGGGGAGAGGAGAAGCAAGCACUCCGCCACUUACAUUCCUCUCCCAGAAACACACCUCUGCCCUGCUUCCUCUGUGACUCCAGCAUUGAGACAGCCCUCUCUCCCAGCGCUCAAAGGGCGAGCUUAGAAGAGGAAAGAGGUGACCACAUGCCCGGCUGGAUAGCAGAAGCCCUGGCUGCCCAUUCUUCCUGAGGACAGCAAGCCAUUGCUUUGCCUUAUUGGACCUCGCUCCUUGAGGAAGGAAGGACUCGGAGUCAUCAGAAGAACUAACAGCCCUACUUAUUAUGUUGCUCGUUCUGCUGGUCUCUGGCAGCCUUUCCUUCUGCUCAGACCCUUUCCCUGCUUAGAUGGGUGCCACUCUCCCUUCAGAAGAAGCCUGGCAAGAAUGAGGGCAUCUAAGGAUGUACGUUUCCCAUUGCUGUUAUGUUUCUUAGCCCCUGAGAGCUGGCUGUUGCUGAGGGCAGAAGGCUCAGAAACACUUUGUGACAGAAAUGCAGUGUUUCAUUUUGCUGGGUAAGAGCUGAGAUUAAAUUGCUUUUCCAGGUGUGUUGUGGCAGGGAUAAGCAACAGGAAAUAGUGAACCCUGGGGGAUGAGGGUGCAGAUGACAGAAGGCUUUAAUGGACUGGGCUAGUUAAGAACAGCAGCACCUGCGUUGGUCUAGCCUAUUAAAGGACUGGUGAUAUCUCCUGAGCCUGGCCAGAGCUGCCGACCUGGUCUGUCCCAGGGCUGUCCCCCAGAGGUGCAGCUUGCAUAUGUAGAGCCCCUCAUACAGUGUGGAACAGCACAGCAGUGCUCAGCCGGGUGGGACACACCUUCUCUGAUGGCACUCAGAGCCGAGGUAAAAGGGUCAGCACAUCUAUUACAUUUAUGCAGAAACUCUCCUGACACAGAAAGGGUGGCUCUGAACUGGAGGUCCCUUACUCUGAGUAAUGGCAUGGAUGGGUAAGAGAACUUCAUACUUUGUUCUCUAAGAUGACAGCUUGACUCCAUCACCCAUUGGAGUCACUGAGAAAGUCCCAAGUCCCUGACAGAUGGUUUAUUGGGUUGAAGUGGCUGAAACUUCUGGAUACUACACUUCAGGCUUUGGGUGACUGUUUCCAUGUCUCAGAUGUGCAUAUAAAUGUGGGAUUUCUUAUAAUGUCCCAAAUGUAUAACCUGGCAUUAAGGUAGCUGUCAGGGCCAGAGCCAGCCUUUCACACUGGAAGCUGCCGCUCAGUCAUCUUCUGUGCUGGGAAGAGCAGCAUCUGGACAGUUUGAUCUUUGACCUCUCUUGCUUUGCCUUUCUGUGUAUUCCUUAGCAUGCCAACUUUAAAAAAAAAAAAAAAUCCUGGGUUCUUCAUAUUCCUUGGGAUUUUUGACUUUUGGGCCCCUUUUUUGUUUUGUUUUAUUAUUCCCAAUGAUGUGCUUGCCCAGCUGACUUUUAAAUUGCACUUUUAAAUAAAUAUUUGUAACAAUUUUUAAAAGAAGGAUAUUUUAUCUUGUUUAGGAUCAUGAUAGGUAAGGAAAUCUACCUGUUGGUAAAAACUAAAAGAUUAGUAAAACCAAAAUGUGGUCAGCACCGCAUCUAUGUGCAGCUCUGGUGUUUGAUACAGCAAUGUUAUUUGUUUUCGAAUGAGGAGAAAAUGUGAAUUUUACAAAGGGCUUCAAUGUAGGGUUCUGGGUUAUUUUUGUUUCAUGAAACUUUAAAGUUUUGAAUAGUCUUCUGUGAACGUAGACCACAGAUAGUCCUCAGAUUUGCAUUAAAGUAUAGAAGCCUUUUGUUAAAAAUCAAUGUGGGCCUUGUCUGAGUCCUGUUACCCACACUCCACAUUACAAAGCCGAGAACAGUCUAAGAAUUAAAAUCACCCUACUUAAAGCCGUGUUCUCCACUGGUAGAGGAGAGUCAGUCAGACUCAGUCAGAAAGCAGUCCUUUAGUCAGAGUCCCACAUCAGGUCAGGGAUGAAGUCUUGUGACUCUGGCUUUAAUUUUGUUGGAUCUAUUUUGAGUUCAUAUGGUGAUCUCACUGAUUGAAGGUAUUGGCUGAACAGUGUUGUAGACCCGAAAACAGGCUGGAACUGAGUGCAGAAUGUCAGGGAGAAAGUAACUUCUCAUGCAGGUGCUCCGUCCUGGGCCACGCAUUCCUGCAGCAGGAUAGUCCAGGCCAGCCUGGUGUGCCCUGCCUGAGCAGUCACUGCAGAGCCAGGGCAAAGAGAACAAGGACACACCUCUCUUCCAUAGUGACCCAGAGAGCUGACGGUCCUUCCACCAUAUGUCCUAGAAUAGAAAAGGGACAUGGGGAUGGCCCACGCAGCUUAGGAGUGUCUCUUACAGAUGUGCUCCCCCAGCCCCCACCCUGCCUCUGCACUUGGUUUCACACCCACCACAUUAAGGAACUGGUGGAAUAUAUAUGCUGGUUAACAGAAAGAGCUCAGUGUACUUACUGGAAGAACACUUUACCUAGUCGACCAGGGGUGAGACGGAGGACGGUCCACUGAGAGCAUCUGUCAGAGUGCAGCUCCCAAAAUACCUUUGGUUCUCAGCCCUCAGUUUGGAUCUUGUCUUUGUUUGGGCUGGGAAAUCACAAUGCUAUGCCUGCCCUGGACUGUGAGGCAAAUGGAAUUGUCGUGUAUGCCUGAGCACGCAUGUUGUGUUUUCCUCAAUUCAGAAUUCAUGCUAAGGCUGAACAGGGAACUUUGGCAACUUGCCCAUUAUUCUCUGCUUUUAGCCAGAGUUAAACAGACUGAUGGGUCUGGUAGCCAGCAACUUGGCAAGUUCCAUGCCUUCUCACCUCGUGCGGGUAAGGGCUGUGAAGAGAAAGCCAGUCUGAUUCCAACAGAAAUCUGUCUCUGUUAAGUGUUUUACCUUCUGUAAAGAAAGGAGGUGGAGCCAGAAUUUUUCUUUUGGUAAUUUCUCUGCCCACAGAGUGAGGCCAGAGGGGCAUUCACAGUGUCUGCAGGCCCAGAGCGCAAGGGAGGGCGAGUGGAGUUCACCUCUGUGAAUGUGUGCGGUUUGCCUUCACCUUGUGCUACAAAGUGAAUUUGUAACCGAAACAGAAAUGGACUGUCUGGAAAGCAAGUUAUAAAUGUGGGCGCAGCAGCUGUCCCUUCCUCUGCCUACCUCUGAAUGCAUAGCCUCCCUCUGACUACAUAGCCUCUCUCUGACUGCAUAGCCUCCCUCCCAAAUUGGUAAGAACGAUGGGCUUCUGUCUAUCUUUUAAAAGUGUACUUCGUCCAUCUAGAGAAGAGAGACCGUAAAAUUGGAGUUUGCAAAUCUAUCAGCCCCUUACUGUGCACCCCAGUCAAUUCCUGAAGAGAAGACUCCCCAACCAGAGGCCUUAGUGGGCCCCUGGAGACUCACUUCUGGGAGGUAAAAUGGGAGGUGGUCUGUCUUAAAUGUCCAGUUGUCCUUACUCAACUCCCAACCUUCAAAAAAACAUCUUACCCUGAAAAUGGCCUUUCUCUUAAGAGAAAGCAUGGGGAACUGGGAAGCUGGGAAAACCUGCUGCCAAACCAGAUGACCUGAUUGUGAUUCCCCAGAACCCACGUGGUGGAAGAGGAGACCCAACGCCCACAAGUUGUCCUCUCCUCCACAUCCAUGCUAUAUUGCGGGUGCAUGCAAGUAUAUAAAUGUCCAUUUUUUAAAAGAAAGGAUGGCGUUGGCCCGUUGUGCAUGAACGUAGGUGCCUGUCACUGGUUCCUUACUAAUGCUCACUGGGCCGCUUUACUGUCUGGUUUCGAAUCCAGAAAAGCAUGAGUUUGGAGUGGAACAGCUCCUAUGACCUGAGCAGCAGGACUGUGACCCAGGGGAGGAGACAAGGGGCCAGGUGCCGUCCCUUGUAGAAGAAGAAUAGACCUUGCAGGCAGGAUUUAGCCAUCGGGAGCCCAUAUACUUUUAGGACAAGUCAAGGCACUGGAAGCUGGCCUUAGUAACAGAACAGAGUGACGCUAACUUGUACUCAGCUCCUCAGUGUGGUGUGUUUUGCCUGCGGACAAACACUGAGGCUCUGAAUGCUGCCUGUUCAGGUGGCUGCUGACUGGCUGCAUUUGGAAAUUCUCCAUAUGUUACAGCUUCUGCCAAGUCAGCUGUCAGGGCAGGGUGAGAAAGAAAAGAACACGCAUGUGUGUGUGUGUGUGUGUGUGUGUGUGUGUGCGCGUGUGUGUGUGUCCCUGCCAUCAGCUAACAUGUUGGUGCUAUUUUUCUUCUGAUGUGACCUUAAUCCAGAAAUGCUCUUCUCCUAGCUGAGCACACUGGCUGCUCAGGCAAUGCCUGCCCCGCUGCUGGGGUUUCACAUGAACAUUUCAUGGACAUGGUUUGCCAACUGCAGCCAGAGCUUUAUGAGGAAGUGUAUUUUACAGUUUGUUUUCUUACGGUUAAGAAUUUUCUACCGAAAGCCCCACUUGGUGCUCAGGGACUGUUAGGAAUAAGACCACCCGUCAUCACUGUUUGCUGAGCAGAUAUCUGAGCCCUGCCCUGCUCCGUCUGGGCUUUCCUGAGCCCUGGGUGGGACCAAGAUCAAGCUUUUCAUGCCAUCUCAGCAGAAUGUAGAUUCAGCUGGGAUCCAUUUGUGAACAGCGAGUAGGACCCGGAAGCUGAGCUCUGUCUCGAGAGAAGGAUGUGUUUUCGAAAGGAAAGCAGAGUGUCUGUGGCCUGGUUGUCAGAGGGCAGGGCAGCUAGCUACCCACUGACGAAGCUUUGGAAUUGCUCUUUUGUUUUGUUCUGCUUUCUUCUGUUUUUGAACCCAGGACCCUGUACGUACAGCACACUGAGUACCACUAAGCCACACUCCAGCUUUGGCAAGUGCUUUCAGCUAGCUCUCUAUGGCCUUUUCCUGACUGGCCCAGGCUGGGCCUAACCCUCAGCAUGCUAGCAGAUAUGAGAGCCAUCUAGGAAAUGGCCAAAGGAACCAAGCUGCAGAUGAUGGCAGAUUUGAUGUUAUAAGUAGCUCCCUGACUCAUUUUAAUCAGAAAUUGGUAUAAUACAGAAAUAGAAUUUAUAAGUGGCAAAAUAGUGGGAAAUAAGCCCUUAUAUAUUUUUUCAAGAAUAAAUACCUUUACUUUUAAAUAAUGGGAUGUACACAUUGGUGUGGGGUCAGGAUUAGAACUUUACCUGGGUGGCUUCCAGGUGGCAUGUCCCCACAGCAUGGUAAACGUGAACCAGAUCACUGGGGCUAGAGUUUUGUCACCUCUGCCACAGGUAGGUUUAUGUGGUGGCUCUCCCAGGGUGAGAAGCUUGUUAGCGAUGCAUUUUCUGUGGAAUCAUUAAGGAGGAGGCUAGCUCCCCUGCCCCUGGGUUCCAGCGCCGCUGAGGACCACCGCUGCUGCAUUGUGCUCCAUCUGCAGGGGAACAUUUCUCAAACAGUCGUCCCUGCUCUGAUGGUAAUCUAAAAUGCGAUGACAUCACACACUUGAAAACUUCUAAGACAUACGUGUGUAAAAUAAACUCAACUAGCCAUCCAUAAAGGUGAUGUUUUACACCUUGCAGUCCACGUGUUACUUGUGCUCCUGAAGUCGUGUGCAGCCGUGUAACAGAAUUCUGUGCAGUAUUAAAACAAGAUGAAGACCAGA